AUGAAACAGAACAAAUCUCCUCCGGCCAGUGCUACUCCGGCCGGUCACCGGCCUAGUAGCAAUCCGAUUGCCUCCUCCCAUGCCCCAAAUCCCUUCUCAUCUGUGCCUCAAUCUGUACCUGGCGGGUUAAAUGAUCCAGCAAGGCAGCGACUUCCUUCAUCGUUCGGACCACCACCGCCACCAAGUGCUGGAACCUUUCAGCGGUUUCCAACCCCACAACUCUCCUCAACCGCCCAAAUGCCACCAGUACGACCUCUGACUGGCCCUUUCUCAUCACCGCCACCAGUUCCAUUUGGAACACAAAUACAACCGCCCCAGCCCCCUCCUUCGGUCCCUCCCGUCGGAUUUCCAUCACAAAGUAUUAAUACUAUGCAACCACCGGGUGCAAAUGUUCCUCAGUCAUCUCCCAUGACAAACUUACAGCCGUCAUCACCGCCAAUGAUGGCAGGGGUGUAUCCUGCCAGUAGAGGCCCCUUUCAGCAGUCACCUUUUCAGGGGUAUCCUGGACAGCCACCGAAUGUUGCCCCACCAACUCAACCCCCAAACCCGGUAACUUAUCCACCUCAGCAACUCGGUUAUGCUGCGACCAUGCCUGGAGCUUCAAGGCCUUAUAUUUCUCCACAAGGAAGUUAUAUGCAGUAUCCAAAUUCCAUGCCGCCUACAAGUACAGCACAAAGUCUAAUUGAGGACUUCAGUUCUCUCUCUCUAGCAUCUGCUCCAGGAUCAUUUGAUACAGGGCUUGAUUCUAAAGCUUUACCCAGGCCAUUGGAUGGAGAUUUGGAGCCAAAAUCUUUUGCAGAGAUGUACCCUAUGAACUGUAGUUCUAGGUACUUACGCCUUAGUACAUGUGCUAUUCCAAAUUCACAGUCAUUGGCUUCAAGGUGGCAUCUGCCUCUUGGAGCUGUUGUUUGUCCUCUUGCAGAAGCUCCUGAAGGGGAAGAAGUGCCUGUGGUUGAUUUUUUGUCGACUGGCAUCAUUCGCUGUAGGAGAUGUCGCACGUAUGUGAAUCCAUAUGUGACUUUUACUGAUCAUGGGAGGAAGUGGAAAUGCAACAUAUGUUCGUUGCUUAAUGAUGUUCCGGGUGAUUAUUUUGCGCACCUUGAUGCCAGUGGUAGGAGGGUUGACUUGGAUCAACGCCCUGAGCUUACUAAAGGCAGUGUCGACUUUAUUGCUCCAGCUGAAUACAUGGUUCGACCACCUAUGCCACCAGUUUAUUUUUUCCUCAUUGAUGUUUCGGUCUCUGCUGUGAAAAGUGGAAUGCUUGAGGUCAUUGCAGAGACUAUUAAGUCUAGUUUGGAAAACUUGCCUGGAUUUCCAAGGACACAAAUUGGCUUCAUAACUUUUGAUAGCUCAAUACACUUUUACAAUCUAAAGUCUUCCUUAAGUCAACCUCAGAUGAUGGUGGUCUCAGAUCUGGAUGAUGUAUUUGUACCCUUGCCAGAUGAUCUCCUUGUUAACUUAUCAGAGUCAAGGGCUGUUGUGGAUUCCUUUCUGGACAGCUUGUCCACCAUGUUUCAGGGCAAUGUGAAUGUGGAGUCCGCUUUUGGUCCGGCUCUUAAAGCAGCAUUCCUGGUUAUGAAUCAAAUUGGUGGGAAAUUGUUGAUUUUUCAAAACACGUUGCCGUCACUUGGUGCUGGCCGGUUAAGGCUUCGUGGAGAUGAUUCCCGUGUUUAUGGAACUGAUAAAGAGUAUACCCUAAGAAUACCAGAAGAUCCAUUUUAUAAGCAGAUGGCUGCUGAUUUUUCGAAAUUUCAGAUAGCAGUGAAUGUAUAUGCAUUCAGUGACAAAUAUGCUGACAUAGCUUCCUUAGGAACUCUGUCGAAAUAUACGGGCGGACAGGUGUACCACUAUCCAAAUUUCUCAUCAUCUGUUCAUGGAGAUAGAUUGAGAUAUGAGUUGGCUAGAGAUCUAACUAGAGAGACAGCAUGGGAAUCUGUCAUGCGCAUAAGAUGUGGUAGAGGUGUGCGAUUUACUUCUUACCACGGUAACUUUAUGUUGCGAUCUACCGAUCUUAUGGCUCUACCAGCUGUUGACUGUGACAAGGCUUAUGCAAUGCAGUUUUCCCUUGAAGAAACACUGUUGACAACUGAUACGGUUUAUUUUCAGAUAGCUUUGUUGUAUACAUCAUCUUCAGGAGAAAGGCGUAUCAGGGUACAUACUGCUGCUGCUCCAGUUGUCACCGAUCUGGGCGAGAUGUAUCGCCUGGCUGACAUUGGUGCUGUAGUUUCUUUGCUUUCUCGACUAGCUAUUGAGAAAUCACUGUCCUAUAAAUUGGACGAGGCUCGGAAUUCUGUACAACAGAGGAUAGUUAAAGCACUUAGAGAGUAUAGGAACCUUUAUGCUGUCCAGCAUCGCUUGGGGGGAAGGUUAAUAUACCCAGACUCAUUGAAGCUGUUGCCGUUGUACGGCUUGGCAAUAAUUAAAUCGGUACCUCUUCGUGGUGGUUAUGCCGAUUCGCUCGAUGAACGCUGUGCUGCAGGGUAUACCAUCAUGGCUUUGCCUGCUAAAAAAUUGUUGAAACUUCUGUAUCCCAAUUUGGUUCGGGUAGAUGAAUUGCUGCUAAAAUCUUCUUCCGGUGACGAGUCUGAAAACAUUUGGAAGAGACUUCCACUUGCUGCUGAGAGCUUAGAUUCAAAGGGACUUUAUGUUUAUGAUGAUGGUUUCCGGUUUAUUAUAUGGUUUGGCAGAAUGCUUUCACCUGAUGUAGCUAUGAGUUUACUUGGCGAUGAUUUUGCAACCGACUAUUCAAAGCUUACCCUUGUUGAACGGGACAAUGAAACCUCAAGACGACUAAUGAAGAUACUAAGAAAGUACAGAGAAAGAGACCCGUCUUACUAUCAGCUUUGUCACCUUGUGCGGCAAGGUGAACAACCCAGGGAAGGCUACUUCCUGCUGGCUAAUCUCAUAGAGGACCAGAGCGGUGGUACAAAUGGCUAUGCUGAUUGGAUUUUGCAACUACACCGGCAAGUUCAGCAGAACGCAUAA
This is a messenger RNA of Oldenlandia corymbosa var. corymbosa, 2985 nucleotides long. Lineage: Eukaryota; Viridiplantae; Streptophyta; Magnoliopsida; Gentianales; Rubiaceae. The record is from the annotation of a GenBank genome assembly.